Messenger RNA from Peniophora sp. CBMAI 1063, 1713 nucleotides. The record is from the annotation of a GenBank genome assembly. NCBI's taxonomy places the organism in Eukaryota, Fungi, Basidiomycota, Agaricomycetes, Russulales, Peniophoraceae.
AUGACCGAUCCCGCUCACCAGACCCUGGCCAUGGCCCGCGACACCUCUAGUAUUGACGAUCUUCCUGUCGAAACUCUCACUCAUGUCCUACUACACUUACGAGACGUCGACCCGCCUCAGGCGGCGCGAGAAGCAUCGACCAAAGGCCCCGCGUUAGAGAGGAAACUCGGCUGGGUCAAUGCCACUCACGUCUCGAGGUACUGGCGAGAUACCACCCUAUCGAAUCCGUUGUUUUGGACUCGAGUUCCUUUCAACAUUGGUCAAGAUUGGGCGAGCACCUUCGUACAACGUUGCCUCUCUCUGCCCCUUGACAUCUCCUUGGAUCUUGAUAGCUAUGGGCUUGCCACGUGGAUAGAAGCGCUCUUGGUGGACAAUUUUCACCGCACGCGCACUCUCAAAGUCGGGUUCUGGAACGGCUCGCGUCGCAUAGAGGAUCCCAUCUACGCCCUGCUCGAGCGGCCCUCCACGAUCCUUGAGACCCUUAGUCUCGAUAGAACAUGGCGUCAGAUUGAGCCUCCUCGACUGCGAUCGGCCCAGUACCCGCAACUUCGCUCGCUUAAUCUCAUCCUCGAUACCCUGUACGCAGAGGACUUCCCCUGGCGUGACCUGGGGACCCCUAAGAUUACAGAUCUUUCGAUCAAAGUCGGGAAACCGACUCAUAUCACUCGUAUCCUCCCCGACAUCAUGUCUUGUUUACAAGGACUACAAGCGUUGAUAUCAUUAAAGUUGGAUUUUGCCGGUCCGAGAUACGGCCAUCCCGCUAUUCCUGAACUCGUUGACGACGGGACCGAUCACAGUCUUGUCCCGUCCGUUUUCUUGCCAGUACUUGAAAAUUUCACUCUGAGAGCUGACGCGGGAGCGGCCGUCAUCAUGCUGCAACAUAUCUCAUCUCCGACUACGACACUCCUGACGCUCUUUUCGCACGGUCCUCUCAAAAGGGAACCUUUCGCAUCACUUCUGCGACCAGUAAUAUCCGCUCAGUCGGAGCGCAAUCCCUUCAGACACCUCAGUUUCUACGAUAAUGACGACGAAGAUCAUACCAUGCACAUCGCUGCUGCGUCCUCGACACCCAAGUUGCCUCUUUCUCACCGCAAUGCUGGACAGAAUACUCGGUUGUAUCUAGAUUUCAGUGAAACGGUAGACUUCUUCCCGGACAUUCUUUCAGUACUCGGAUCGGAGAUGAUGUAUCAUGUUGAGAUCCAUUGCACACUUGAGCGUUCGCUGACGAGCGAUACUCUACUUCCCUGCAUCCCGGUGCAGUUUCGGAACGUCACUUGUCUUUCUUUCGCGAUGCCCAAAGGACAAAGCAAUCCCAGAAUCACUCCAAAUGGAAUCAUUGUCGCGACGAUGCGCAGAUCGCUUCUGCCCACAGCAGACGCAUCCUACCCUCCCUUCCCGAAACUCGCUGCGUUGGAUCUCUCUUUCGCUGGACCAGGAGUACUCAUGGCGCGCUGCAUGCAUCCAGAAGACGCGAAGCCGAAGAGACUGACCAUGCCGCCAACGUUUGCGCAGGCUAUCGCAGACAUCAUGACGGCGAGGCGGGAUGCUGGCUUCCGCGUGCCCCAGGUUUAUGUCCCCGAAUGGACAAAGAGAGGAACAACUUUCGAAGAGACUGUGUACGAAGUCAUUUGCUCCAUACCUGAGGUGGUGUUUAUGCCCAAUGGAGCGCACAUCGUGGUUGACGAAACGUCGGGCGAGGUCAGGAUGGAGUAG